CGCUCGUACUGUUUGUUCCUUCGCAGUCGCCGUACGUCAUUGUUGACAACAGUCAUGGCGUCCUCAAUGUCACUUCUCGGCUUCGGACGUUUAAUUGUGAGCAAUGCAGCCUCUAAAAUGUUCCUGAAUCCUAUCAGGUCUACAAGCACAUCAACAUUGAGGCUGGCAGAGAAACCAGGACAAGACACGCAACUUAUUACAGUUGAUGAGAAAUUGGACAUCACCACUCUGACAGGGGUCCCCGAGGAGCACAUCAAAACACGCAAGGUCCACAUUUUUGUACCUGCCAAGACAGCCAUGCAGUCAGGAAUCAACAGCACCAAGAAGUGGAAGAUGGACUUUGAUACCAGAGAGCGCUGGGAGAACCCACUGAUGGGCUGGGCCUCAACAGCUGAUCCCUUGUCCAACAUGGUGCUCUCUUUCUCCACCAAGGAAGAUGCCAUUGCUUUUGCUGAGAAAAAUGGUUGGAGCUACGAUAUAACUGAGAAGAGGACCUCGAAGCCCCGGGUGAAAUCCUAUGGCGCAAACUUCUCCUGGGACAAGAGGACCAGGAGGUCUGCAAAGUAAACUGAAGACACACAUCUGUUAGUUGGCUUGACCCUUAGUUUGUCCCACAGCAGACCUGUAUCAUUCUUGUCAAUAAAUGCAUAAUUAUAUAUGUGGAAACCAAACAUUUGGGUCAUUAUCGCUUUUAUUCUUCAAACAUUCACCUCAUUACUGACUACCUAAUGUAGUCUACGAUUAAUGAAGUGUUGGUUCUCUGAGUCAAGUUGUGCAACAGCAAAACAAAGGGAAACAUAUUAUUACAAUUAGAACUGUUUAAACAUGAGGAUAAAUAGAUCUGUAGGCCAGAACCAGUGACAUUUUUCUUGUGUGAGUGUUUGUUUCCAUCCUGUUACCUGAAUUGUUUCAGUGUUUUGAGAGCUGCACAACUGGAAUUUAAAUAGGAACUUGGAACAGUUUUUUGUUUUUGGUUUCUUUUUGUUUUUUGUUUUUUACUGCAGCAUGUGUGCAGUGAGAUUACUGAUCAUCAUCCUAAAAUGUUAACCUGCAUUACCUUUUUAGUGAGACCUGCCAUUUACCUGGAAAAACUGGAGUUACGACUAACAAUCACUCUCACAAUUGAUUUAUCUGUUUAUCUGGAAAAAAAAAAAAGCCCAGCGUAUCUUUGUCUCACCAACAGUUUAAAACCCAAAAAUGUUCAGUUUAUCAUAAUGUACAACAAAUAGCAGCAAAUCCUCACAAAUGAGAGGCUACAACUAAGGAAUGUUUGGAAUUUCUACUUGUAAAAUAACUUAAAAUGUUUAAUUGAAUUUCAAAAUAGUUAUCAGUUAAUUUUUUGCCAGUCAAAUGAUCCCAAUUCAACUUUUCUGGAGCUCUGCAGACAACUGUAAUUAAAAAAAAAAAAAUACAAACAUAAAUAGCAUUUAAAUUUAAC
Toxotes jaculatrix (banded archerfish) is the source of this 1438-nucleotide messenger RNA. It is a transcript of the gene ndufs4, whose product is annotated as NADH:ubiquinone oxidoreductase subunit S4. The record is from RefSeq and is a predicted model, not a curated record. Bases 55 to 567 code for a protein of 170 amino acids. Lineage: Eukaryota; Metazoa; Chordata; Actinopteri; Toxotidae. The transcript is spliced from 5 exons. Gene Ontology annotation, biological process: electron transport chain.